AUGAGGGAAGGAAAGAGCAAUAAUCUUGAGAGGUUGAAAGAUUUAAGAAGAGUCACUUCCUUUGUAGUUGAUGGGAACAUUGUUGGCUUUGAGAAUGAUGCUAAAAUGUUGUUGGGUAAACUUCUUGAGGAUGAGCCACGACGUUAUGUAGUUUCCAUCUUUGGCAUGAGAAGUUUGGGCAAAACCACUCUCGCUAAAAACCUUUACCACAACAUUGAUGUCUUGAAUAAAUUCAAAUGUCGAGCUUGGGUGUGUGUCUCUCAAGAUUACAAAACUGAAGAUCUUCUUCGACGAAUUGUAAAGUCUUUUGAGGUCAAAAUUAACGGAAUGGAGUUAGAGAAGAUGAGCGGGGAGGAUUUGGAGAGGUGUCUUUAUAAAUCUUUACAAGGAUGCCUAUACUUGGCAGUGAUCGAUGAUGUAUGGCAGAAAGAAGCAUGGGAGAGUUUGAAAAGAGCUUUUUCGGAUGACAACAAUGGAAGCAGAGUUAUAAUCAUUACUCGCAUCAAAGAAGUAGCUGAGCGUUCGGAUGAGAGAAUUCAUGUUCAUAAACUUCGUUUUCUUAGGCCUGAUGAGUCUUGGAACUUAUUAUGUGAGAACGCUUUUCGAAAAUCAAAUGCAAACGAAGAAUUGGAAAAGCUAGGAAGAGAAACGGUUGAAAAAUGCAGCGGUCUGCCACUAGCCAUAAUUGUAUUAGGCGGGUUGUUGUCUACAGAGAAACCACAAGAGUGGCGCUCGAUUCAUGAUCACUUUUGGCAACACUUAAGGAAUGAUUCAAUUCACAUACCUUCCUUAUUAACUUUAAGCUUCAAUGAUAUGCCUUAUCAAUUGAAGCUCUGCUUUCUCUAUCUUGGGAUUUUCCCUGAGGAUUUCAAGUUCUUUAUAGAGAAAGCAAUCCGAUUAUUGGUAGCAGAAGGUUUCAUACGAGAAGAUGAUGAUCGAGUAAUGGAAGAGGUGGCAAAAAACCACCUGGAUGAGUUGAUCAAUAGAAGCUUGGUUCAAAUUGAAAACAUUUGUCGGGGGAGGGUUGAAACAUGCCGAAUCCAUGAUCUUUUGUAG
Pistacia vera is the source of this 1056-nucleotide messenger RNA. RefSeq names its product disease resistance protein RPP13-like. NCBI's taxonomy places the organism in Eukaryota, Viridiplantae, Streptophyta, Magnoliopsida, Sapindales, Anacardiaceae. The record is from RefSeq and is a predicted model, not a curated record. The transcript has 2 exons. Gene Ontology annotation, molecular function: ADP binding. Bases 1 to 1056 code for a protein of 351 amino acids. Gene Ontology annotation, biological process: defense response to other organism.